Fonsecaea multimorphosa CBS 102226 is the source of this 1266-nucleotide messenger RNA. RefSeq lists its product as uncharacterized. The transcript is spliced from 3 exons. Gene Ontology annotation, molecular function: oxidoreductase activity; NAD binding; NADP binding. NCBI's taxonomy places the organism in Eukaryota, Fungi, Ascomycota, Eurotiomycetes, Chaetothyriales, Herpotrichiellaceae. The record is from RefSeq and is a predicted model, not a curated record. The coding region runs from base 1 to 1266 and encodes 421 amino acids.
AUGGGCAACUCACCAAGGGUAGGAGUGAUAGGCCUAGGGGCCAUGGGUAUGGGCAUGGCCUCGACGCUGCUCCGGGAGGGGUUCGACACCACUGGCUUCGAUGUCUCUUCGUCUGCCAUGGAGAAAUUCAAGCAAAACGGCGGCAAGGGGGCGAGUUCGCCUCGCGGUGUCGCCAUGACCGUCGACAUUCUUGUUGUAGUCGUGGCCAAUUCAGACCAGACCUCUUCGGUCUUGUUCGACCCGCAGACAGGGGCAGUGCCGGCCCUGCCUCGAAACGCCGUCAUUCUCCUUUGCAUCACUGCCUCGCCCGACUAUGUGAUGGGUCUCGGAGGACGACUACGAGAAGCCGGGCGCUCUGACAUCCGGGUUAUAGACUGUCCCAUCUCGGGCGGCGAGUUGCGCGCGUGGCAGGGAUCUCUUUCGCUGCUGUGCGCAGGAGAGGAUGCGGACAUCGACACCUGUCGACCUGUUCUGGACGCCCUGAGUUCACGCUUACAUGUCAUUACGGGUGGCGUAGGCGCCGGCUCUCGACUUAAGUUGGUGCAUCAAAUCCUGGUGGGUGUGCAUAUUAUCGCAGCCAACGAAGUCAUGGGUCUGUGCCAUCUUGCAUGCAUGAAUCUCCAGUCCGUCCACGACCAAGUGAUGGGCUCAGACAGUGCAAGUUGGCUCUUUGGACAGAGAACAUCGCAUGUGAUUGACGGAGAGAAGGUGCCUGCAUCGUCUUUGCGCAUCAUCGCAAAGGACCUGGCUAUGGUCAUGAACUACGGCGACCGUUACAAGGCCACCCUGCCUCUAGCUUCGAUCGCCCAUCAGCUCUUCCUCCAGGUCCAGUCGGCCGGCUGGGGCGUGGAAGAUGACUGUCUCGUCCUGAACGCGUACUUGCUUGGCAGAGGCGACAUGGAAACGGUCAGGAAGGGCGUGGACCAGAGUCAAGCCUCACAUGAAUACGGCCUCGAGGCGGGGGCAAUCUGCGACUUGCUUCUCGGGAUCCACAGCACGAUCGCUGUCGAGGUGCUUCGGUUUGCUCGAGGCUUGGGACUGGACAUAGCCAAUGUCAGGGAGGUCGUCAAGGACGCGGCAGGUUCCAGCGUCGUGUUUGACAAAAUCUGCGGCGAAGUGAUUGGAAGGGACUCGUUCAGUCUCGGCAAGCUCAACAACUCGACGACGAUCCGCGAAAAAUUGUCUCGCGCCAUCCAUGCUGCAGCUCGACUCCAUUACCCUCUGUUUCUCAGUGCGGAGGCACUUCAGCAGUGGUACAAUCCCUAG